Molecule: messenger RNA, 4063 nt
Organism: Xiphophorus maculatus (southern platyfish)
Lineage: Eukaryota; Metazoa; Chordata; Actinopteri; Cyprinodontiformes; Poeciliidae
Product: vasopressin V2 receptor
Exons: 8
Coding region: 390-1883 (497 amino acids)
Biological process (GO): G protein-coupled receptor signaling pathway; positive regulation of vasoconstriction; regulation of systemic arterial blood pressure by vasopressin
Cellular component (GO): membrane
Molecular function (GO): peptide binding; vasopressin receptor activity
Source: RefSeq, a predicted model, not a curated record
UGAGGGCACAUCUGAGUGCAAUGAUGCUGACCGAUUUAUCAUCAUCAGACCGCUUUUGUGUGGGAAAGUUGCAAACUUCUGCCUUUGUUUGAACAUUUGCAUACGGCACAGAGAACUCUUUAGAGAUUAGGCCUUUUCUUCUUCAGAUUGCGUUGUCUGAGGGAAUCAGCAACACAAUCGGGUCCUGCAGUGUGUGGAAGAAGUGCGUUGGAAAUGGCUGCAGUUCUGACAGAUUCAUUGAGGAGUCAGCUGAUGGGACGGUGAGCAGUGUUUGGAAAAGCUGAAGAACUAAAGGUUUUAACCUGGAUCUGGGAACAAAAACAGAACAGCAAGGGAGAGAGAGAAGAAGGACACGCAUGAGGCAACCUACAAUGCACUGACAGCGAGGAAUGGAAAGGAUCAGCGUGGAAACAGACUGGGAUGGGUUAGGUCUCUCCUCUCCGGGCGCCAAGGGAAGGAACAACAUCUCCUCGUUUGUUACCGAGUUGAACUCGUUCAACAUUUCUCGCGGUGGAGGGUCCCUCUUUGGGAUCUUAAUAGAGAACGGCUCCAACGCCACAUCUCACACCGUUCCUCAACCCAGGGCGAGGGACCAAGGCCUAGCCCGGGCCGAGAUCGCCAUUCUGGGGGUGGUGCUGGCUCUCACCACGCUGGGCAACAGCUUCGUGUUGUGGGUGCUUUUGAGAAGGAGGAAGCACAAUGCACCGAUGCACCUGUUCAUGGUCAACCUGUGUGUGGCUGACCUGGUGGUGGCGCUCUUUCAGGUUCUGCCCCAGCUGAUAUGGGACAUAACAGAGAGGUUUCAGGGGCCCGACUUGCUCUGCCGGUCCGUCAAGUAUUUGCAGAUUGUGGGGAUGUUUGCUUCCUCCUACAUGAUAGUUGCCAUGACAGUCGACCGACACCAUGCCAUCUGCUGCCCGCUGCAGGCCUACCGCGUUGGGGCUAUGUCCCGCUGGAACACCCCUGUGAUAGUGGCGUGGGCUCUGGCUCUGGUCCUCAGCAUACCGCAGGUGUUCAUCUUCUCCCGCUCGGAAGUGGCUCCGGGUGAGUUCGAGUGCUGGGGUCACUUCACCGAGCCAUGGGGGCUGAAGGCCUACGUCACCUGGAUGACCGUGGCUGUGUUCCUGCUGCCCGCCCUCAUCAUUACCAUCUGUCAGAUAAGAAUCUUCCGGGAGAUCCACAACAACAUCUACUUGAAGUCAGAGAGGAUAAUGAUGGCCGAGCUCAAGAGGAGUGAAAUCCUUCUUCGCUUCCAGGGCCUCAGGAAGGAGGAUGAGCGAGAGGGGGAGAGGGGAAGACAGGCGACCGGGAGAGAAGGAGGAGGACGGCUCCUGAAGGACAAUGACGCCCACGACUGCAAAGUGGGAGAACAUUACGACUAUGUGCCGUCUGUUAUUCAGUAUAGUAGCUGCUGCGGCGAACAUCAGACAGCAGCCACAACACUGAUGCAGGAGCAAAUACAGAACGGCUCAGAUUUCCGGGAGUCCUGUGCCAACUCCGCCCGCUGCUCCCUGGACUAUGCCCCCCCUCCACAUCAGGUCACUCCAGUCCCCAGCAUCACCAAGGCAAUGUCCAAGACAGUGAGGAUGACCCUGGUCAUAGUGUUGGUCUAUACCGUCUGCUGGUCACCGUUCUUCAUCGUCCAGCUGUGGGCGGCCUGGGAUCCAGACCCUCCAGACCAAGGAGUGGCCUUCACAAUCCUGAUGCUGUUGGCCAGCCUGAACUCGUGCACCAACCCGUGGAUCUACACGGCUUUCUCCAGCAGCGUGUCCAGAGAGCUUCAAAACCUGCUGCAGUGUCGGUCACGACUCGGCCGACGCGGCUCCCUCCCGGACGACUCUACGGCCACACACACUUCCACCACUAAGGACAACCUGUACUGACAAACACCUAGAAGACGGACACACCGAGACAUGCUUGAAAAUACAUGGCGGCUGGGCUGCGUGAACACCGUGCUGCGAGGAUCGAUGCCUCUGCCACUGCCGUCGCCAUCGGCAGCAUCACCGCUUGAGAACGGUCCGACCUUUACCAGAUGUUUGCUUUGACAAAGGACAGCUGUACCCUCAGCAGGACAUCAAUCUGUUCUCACCUGCCUGCUCCGCCUCCACUGUACCUACCGGAAGGAUGCCAUUGACGAUGUGAACAACACGUGCUGCCGAGCCUCGCAGUGCAUCUGCAAUGCAAAAUGACCUGGAAAGUAAAGAGAUUUUCACUUCAGUAGCUUGUGGCUCGGGUCUUGUGGAGCAAUUCAUGUGGGGAAAAUAAAAAGAAAACACUGGCUGACUCUAACAAAGCGGAGAACACCAGGAAUGCAAAGGAUGGAUCGCUGCAUUAAUAUCCUCUUGGCAUGCUAAAUCCACAAGGCAGCAGGCAAAGCUGUGGAUCCAGAGGAACCCAAACAGCAAUAAGAAAGAUUGCUACAGCUAUAAGUGGGAUCCAAAACCGAAGUGAAACAAAUGUUUUUUUUAUUACUAUUAUUUAUUUUAAUGGAAGAUCAAAGGCUGAAUUCACACUUUGAAGGAAGUCUUCAGAGGUUGGACACGUAUUCACUCCUGAGGAUGCUGAGUUGAAGUAAAGCGGAGUCCUCCAAGAAGCUGCAGAAAAACACACAUAAAACACUCUCAAACAGGAGGGGAGAAAGGAGGAAAGAGCAGAAACGAACAAACAGAUUUUCUACAAGCGACUCUGGCUGUGAACGAUGUGGCUGUAGUUUGAGUAAACAUACAAGACUUUCCAAUUAUGGAGACUCCGAAAGUAUGAACCACAAACACUAGGAUGAAGAAGUUACAUUCCAGGCGCAGUGCAGAUAUGUAAAGUAUAUUUAUUGACCACGUACGGCACAACAGAUACUACCUUUUAUUUAAAAGCUGAAUGUGAACCAUCAAAUGUGAUGGUGCGUUGAGGGAAAACAAAAAGAUGUCAAACCAAAGUUUUAGCUACGCAGGUCUUAACAGCAACAAGCUUCAACAGACGUGACGGAAAUCACUGCAUUUUAACAGAACUGUUGAGAAGAAAGUCCACAUUAAGAGGGAAAUGAGUCCAAACAAAGUGCCUGGGAUGUGAGUUAUAGAUGUUGUUAGAAGGGCCUCCCUGAACGUUUUAAUCUCCAAAUGAUGUCAGCUGUGUUAUUAUUAGACAGAGCUACCAUCAGAGCAGGGAUUGUAAGAUUUGUUAUAUAACACCAUGAGCCAUUUAUGCAUUUUACUUUCUUAUUUAUUGUUUAAAAAAUUACAUAUAUAUCUUUUUUCACAUUAUUUUUCUUUCUGUGUUUUACAUUAUGCCCCUUCACUGCAUGGCAAACUAAAUGUUUUGUUUUUUUUUAUAUAAAAUUGUUAUAAUAGAAGCUCUUUUUCUUUCGACAGAUACAGUACAUCUGCACAGACGUUUCGUCACGCUUCUGAAUGUUUAUGUUAACAGGUUUAGGGUACACAAGUUUCAAAUUCAAUUUUAAAAACACUUUAUUGAACUCGACGGGAAAUUAAAUGCAUAAAUAAAUUCAUUGUGAAUUUCCACUUAUCGAGAGAAGGCUGAAAAUCGUGUUUGACUUCGAGAGACGCUGAGGAGAGAGUGUAAUCAUUUCAAUCAGCUUUGAUGUAGCAGGUUAAAACACACAGAUUGUGCUGGAUAUAGAGUCAUCAGGGUGCGCUGCCAAAUUCAGGCCUUCCCCAAAGUUUAUUUCUGAGUCAGCAGUCUUUCAGUCUAUAUUGCUGUAAAACUCACUUCGCCGUAGACGGUUGUGAUUAGGUUGUUCUAGGCUUCUGAUUGGUUCCUGAAUAUCUCAAUCAAUUUCAUUUCAUCUGGGGGUAACAGUUUGAUCAGACUGGGAUUCUGAUAAGCAUAAAUGACAUAGAAGGAGGUAAACAAUGGAGUUUUGGAAUGGCCCAUUUUACCUCAAAUAUACAGACUGCUUAAAAAUUAAGUCAGGGAGGGAAAUCAAUCUAUACAAAUCAAAUAACGAAUGUUCAUCGAUAGUAAAUAUCAGUGGAGGAGUAUGUACUUAUCUAAACUUGUGUGCAAUGUAUAAUUUUGACCAAUGUACAUUUGAUAAAAUUCACAAUUUAUU